AUGGUUGCUGUUGAACAAGUCUCUUCCAUGUUCGACACUAUUCUAGUGUUGGAUUUCGGUUCCCAAUAUUCUCAUCUAUUGACUAGAAGGCUAAGAGAGUACAAUGUCUACGCAGAAAUGUUACCAUGUACUCAAAAAAUCUCUGAGUUGGGCUGGAAGCCAAAGGGUGUCAUCUUAUCAGGUGGUCCGUACUCCGUUUACGAUGCUGAUGCUCCACAUGUCGACCAUGACGUCUUUGAAUUAGGCGUCCCAAUAUUAGGUAUUUGUUACGGUAUGCAAGAAUUAGCCUGGAUCAAUGGUAAACAAGUUGGUAGAGGUGAAAAGAGAGAAUACGGUCCAGCUACUUUAAAUGUAUUGAACCAUGCAUCUCCAUUGUUCAAAGAUGUUGACCAUUCCACCGUUUGGAUGUCCCAUGGUGAUAAAUUGAACAGUUUACCAACCGGUUUCGAAGUCAUUGCUACUUCCGACAACUCCCCAUACUGUGGUAUUGCCAAUGAAUCAAAAAAUAUCUAUGGUAUUCAAUUCCAUCCAGAAGUCACCCACUCUACGAAGGGUAAGACUAUGUUAAAGAAUUUUGCCGUCGACAUCUGUAAAGCUAAACAAAACUGGUCAAUGGAAAACUUCAUUGAUUCAGAAAUCAAAAGAAUUAGAGAAUUAGUAGGCCCAACUGCUGAGGUUAUCGGCGCCGUCUCAGGUGGUGUCGACUCCACAGUUGCCUCUAAACUUAUGACAGAAGCUAUUGGUGAUAGAUUCCAUGCUAUCUUAGUCGACAACGGUGUCUUAAGAUUGAAUGAAGCUGAAAACGUCAAGAAGACUUUGAUCGAUGGUUUAGGAAUUAACUUGACCGUCAUCGACGCUGCAGAUGAGUUCUUAGACAACUUAAAGGGUGUCACCGAUCCAGAAAAGAAGAGGAAGAUCAUUGGUAACACUUUCAUCCGUGUCUUUGAAAGAGAGGCUGAAAAGAUUAAACCAAAGGACGGUAGUAAUGUUGAAUUCUUACUGCAAGGUACUUUGUACCCAGAUGUUAUCGAAUCUAUUUCUUUCAAAGGUCCUUCCCAAACGAUUAAGACACAUCACAACGUUGGUGGUUUAUUAGAUGACAUGAAAUUGAAACUAAUAGAACCAUUAAGAGAACUAUUUAAAGAUGAAGUCAGACACUUGGGUGAAUUACUAGGUAUUUCUCACGAACUAGUUUGGAGACAUCCUUUCCCAGGUCCAGGUAUCGCUAUCAGAGUGUUAGGUGAAGUCACUAGAGAACAAGUUGAAAUCGCUAGAAAAGCCGAUUUCAUUUACAUUGAAGAAAUCAGAAAGGCUGGUCUAUACGAUAAAAUCUCUCAAGCUUUUGCUUGUUUACUACCAGUCAAGACUGUCGGUGUUCAAGGUGAUAACAGAAUUUACGACCAAGUCAUUGCUCUAAGAGCCAUCGAAACUACAGAUUUCAUGACUGCUGACUGGUUCCCAUUCGAACAUUCUUUCUUAAAAAAGGUCUCUACAAGAAUCGUCAACGAAGUCGAUGGUGUCGCUAGAGUUACCUACGACAUCACUUCUAAGCCACCAGCCACUGUUGAAUGGGAAUAG
Tetrapisispora phaffii CBS 4417 is the source of this 1578-nucleotide messenger RNA. RefSeq names its product GMP synthase (glutamine-hydrolyzing) (gene GUA1). NCBI's taxonomy places the organism in Eukaryota, Fungi, Ascomycota, Saccharomycetes, Saccharomycetales, Saccharomycetaceae. The record is from RefSeq and is a predicted model, not a curated record. Gene Ontology annotation, biological process: GMP biosynthetic process. Gene Ontology annotation, molecular function: ATP binding; GMP synthase activity; GMP synthase (glutamine-hydrolyzing) activity. Bases 1 to 1578 code for a protein of 525 amino acids. The transcript has a single exon. Gene Ontology annotation, cellular component: cytosol.